Messenger RNA from Corythoichthys intestinalis (scribbled pipefish), 1927 nucleotides. Its product is annotated as probable gluconokinase. The transcript is spliced from 8 exons. Gene Ontology annotation, molecular function: gluconokinase activity. Gene Ontology annotation, cellular component: cytoplasm. Lineage: Eukaryota; Metazoa; Chordata; Actinopteri; Syngnathiformes; Syngnathidae. The record is from RefSeq and is a predicted model, not a curated record. The coding region runs from base 442 to 1017 and encodes 191 amino acids.
UGACGUGUGAUCGCUCGGUUUCGUUCCUUGGAUACUCAGACAGACAUGGACCGUUGGCUCUCCGCUCAUUGUCAACAGGUAUUCCCCGGGUUAUGAACAAGUUCCGUUCCUACGCUUGCGACGUAACCGGAAUUUCCGUUGUUUGUAUUUGAAGCCUUAAUGAAAUGUGGACACUGGCCCUUUAAAACCUGACUACGUCAAAGUAGGUGGUGACGUUCCAUGGCGGUAUAAUCAUUACCAAUGAUGCUGGUUCUAGGUGAGUAUACUCGUCGCUGUCACAACAACAUCUGUUCGAUUGGACUUGCUUGUUUAGCAACAUACUCGAUAUGUGCGAUUGGCUGGCAACCAGUUCAGUGUGUGCACGGCCGUCCUCCAGUCCAAAGUCAGCUGGAAUAGGCUCCUCUACACCCGCGACCCAGAAGCGGUAGGGAGAACAGCAGGAUGAUCUACAUCAUCAUGGGAGUGUCAGGCUCUGGGAAAAGCUCUUUGGGGGCCUUCCUAUCAGAAAAGCUAGGGUGGCCGCUACAUGAAGGCGACAGCUUCCACUCAGAGGAGAAUGUGGCCAAAAUGGCUCGUGGAGAAGCACUCACCGACCAGGAUAGGUUUCCUUGGCUUCUAAGACUGCAUGAUGUCAUUGAAAGGGAAAGAUGUUCCGGCUCUGAUGCACUUGUGGCCUGCUCAGCCCUCAAACGCUUUUACAGACUCAUCCUCCUUCACGGCUCCAAAGCCUUCUCUAUCUCUACCUCCUCUCCUCCACUUCCACACUCUCUCCCCAACACCUUCUUUCUCUACUUGCACGGAAAUCAAGAGGUCAUCCGUCAGAGGAUGGUUGCCCGCAGAGGACACUUCAUGAAGGCAGACUUGCUGAACUCCCAGUUUGAUGUCCUUGAGCCCCCUGGGGAGGGGUCGGAGGAGAAUGUUAUCCAUCUGGAUGUGAGCAUGAGCCUCAUUGACAUGACUGUGGAGGUGGAGAAACAUCUUAACAGCCUCAAGCCUCCAAGACUGAAUAUCCAUUGAAGUUGAUCUCAGCGCUGUACAUGUGUCUUGUAUCUAAUUAUGUGAUUAACUUCUGUUAUUCAGACACUUCCACUUGUCGUGUUUUAUACAGACAAGUUUCCUGAGCGAAACGUGGGCGGCGCCUCUUCGACAUUUUCUGCUACGAACUUCUGGUUUAGACAGAACAACAUGAAGUGCGCUUGAAGUAAGCAGUGUGUAGACAAAGUUAAAACUGCAAAAUCAAACCAGUGGAACCCACGGAAUCUCCGAAAAUGGAUUCAGCACGACGUAGAUGAAGCUCCAGGACUUCUGUAUUGUUUGUUUGUUCUUAUCACUUUAUUGAUUAUUUGUGGACAAAAUUCUAACAAGCUAUGCAGCCUAUGCUGACAUGAGGUGUAGAUUGACACGCCGGCCACUUGAAUGACCAAAAUGAGGCUAAUUACAAAUAAUAUACAGUAUAAUUGUCUUGAUAUACUGUAUGUCCAUCAACAUGCUGUUGUGAGGCACAUCAAGUUGUCUUCCCUUUCCUAACAGUGUUUUCCACCUGUUAACAAACGGACAAAAAACGUGUAACACUUGAAUUUAUGCAUUUAGGGUAAAAAGCCCAUGUAUGACUUGUAGUAGAUGACUGUUUGUUUUCCAUUCUUUGUUGUUGAAGCUAAUGCAAAGCUAAUGAUGUCUUAGCUGUGACGCAAUGCAGGAUUGCAUUCAAAUUGAGCAUAAUUGUACCUGUUACUGCUUUAUGGUGGCACCGUUUUGGUUCCGCAUCUGCCUUCAUGAACAAAAAAUUCCAAUAUUCAUGUAUUAGGACACAUUCAACUGGAUGCUUCGGAGAUUUUCAGGUCCCUGAUUGUGUUUCUAUUCACUGCCAUUAAAUCAAUAGCCAUUUCCUGACAUGUUGUCCUCCCAUGUCGUGAUGAUGGCAGAUGGA